Molecule: messenger RNA, 2276 nt
Organism: Styela clava
Lineage: Eukaryota; Metazoa; Chordata; Ascidiacea; Stolidobranchia; Styelidae
Source: RefSeq, a predicted model, not a curated record
AACACAUCUUCAGACAGAAAAGGACAGUUAGUUCUUUUAAUAGUUAACCCAGUUGGAAGCAAUUUUAUUGAACAUAGGCAGUUUUCAGAUGUCGGGAACAUAUUCACCAUUCAUAUCGAGUUUUGCUUAUGUAACUAAAAAUUACAGUUUAUUCUGAGUAUUGUUAUUGAUAUAUACAAAACCCACUUGCUGACGUUUUACGGGAUAGCCUAUUUCGUUACGUCGAUUCCGUGUUUACUCGAUUUGAUGACGGGUCGAGUUAAACAUUACCCUGAUGCUUUCCCCAGUAAUCGAUUUUAUGAGUCUACAUCGUCGAACAUGGUGGUAGCGACUGAGUAAAACGAGUCGAACCUAAGUUGGUACAAAAGCUGUUACUAUGAGAAAUGGUAUCUAUAAGAUAUUGUAGACUUAUGCUGAAAAUUGUAAUACUUCUUACACAUUGGAGUAUCAUUGAAGCAAACGUCUUCACGAACUACAAAAGUUCGAAGAAUUACACACUUCCAACUCAAGUUGGCGAAGCUGGAAAAACUAUCUCUCUCACCUGCCAAGAUGACUUUUACGUGAGCAUUCCACAAAACAAUAUCGUUGUUGCUUGGAAGAAAAAGCCAAAGUCGGAAAAAUCAUGGAUUCCUUUGCAUCAGAAUGCUCAUAUUUUAAUCACAAACUGCUCUGAAUCACAAAAAAGGCCAAAGGAAUGCUUGGGCAAAAAUGUUUUUUCUGCACUUACAAUUGAAAAGCUAUCUUCAACUGAUGCAGGAAUAUAUGCGUGUUAUGUGAAGACAAAAUGGAAAGAAACUGUUAUUGGAAAAACAAGAUUGAUAGUUGGAUAUCCUCCUGAAGAACCACAAUUGGCAGAAAACCAUUGCAUUUUCAAAUGGGAUGAUGAUUUGAUGACGUGUUGUUGGAAUCCAGGAAAGCAAACAUUUAUUGAAACUAACUUUCAAAUGAAAUAUCAGAUGCAUGGAGACUUAUUGAAAGUCGUAAAUUGCUUGAAAACUGACAAUUCUGAUGUAUGUUGCAAAGUCGAUGUUGAAAAUCGGUUUGAAAAACACAAUAUUUCAUUAGAAGCUUCAAACAACUUUGGAAAAUCAGCGUCAUUGAGCCAUUCUGUCAUUCCAUCGCUACAUGUAAAACCAAAAGUUCCGACAAACCUGUCACUAAAAUCAAAAAUUGUCAACAAUCAGAUGAAUGAUAUUAUAGUGAAGUGGAAGGAACCGAAUAAUGGAUAUAUCAGUGCCUACGUUUACAGAGUUCGGUAUUCUUUAUCGCAACCAAGUCCUAAUUGGAAGAUCGAAUAUGGAAAUUCUGAGACAAUAUAUGUUUUGGAAAAUUUAAAGUCGUCGACUGAGUAUGUGAUUCAAGUAUCAGCCAAACCUGACAAUAUUAAUUCUAUUAUUGAUGGAGUUUGGAGUAGCUGGAGUAAAAGUGCUUCCAUAAAGACGGAUCUUACAGUUCCUUCUAAGAAAUUCACGUUCAAACGACCGAAAACAACAAUUUCAUUUACCGGGAGAAAUUAUUCAACGGAAAUAACUUGGCUUCCCUACGACAAUCAACAUGAAAGUGGAUUCGUUGAUAAAAUAUCAUGUGGAAAGUGCGAAAGCAAUGACGAGGUUGUAUCAGAGCUUCAUAACGCAACACAGUUUGUAUUCCGAACGUAUUUUGGUGAAAUUUGUUGCAGCGGCAGACAUUGUAAUAAUGCUGGUUGUUCUGAAGAAGAUUCAAUGCACAUCAGAAUAGAAAAAGCUCCCCCGACAAUCAAAAACGUUACCAUCAAUAAGAUGAAUGAAACGUAUCUAUUGGCCACAUGGAAUCCUCCGUCAAGAUCUGAAUCUUGUGUAAUUAGAGUUUGCAUACGAAUGAGAUCUUCCGAUUUGAAUCAGACCGAAAUUUUAAAUCCAAUCAAUAAUUGCGGAUGGAAUGGUUUUGAGAUGCUAAAAACUACAGACGUUGAUUGUGCAUUAGGUGCCUUUUCAAUUAUUGAUGAUUGGAGUCCGUGUUUUCUGUACAGCAUCACAUUGGAAAAUCAUCACGAUGAGAUUAUAUCUCAAUCCUAUCCCAGCAACAUUAUAUCCAAUAAUUGGAUACUUAAUAGGAUUGAUCAUUUUCAUUCUACCGAUUUAUCAACAAUCUCUAACUUUCAAUUCGACGUAAUGUGGUCGACUAUACCUUCGAAGAUUUGUGAACAUAUGCAACCGUACCUGAUAUAUCAGCCGACAUCUGGUUCCGAGUGCGCCGAUCUGACCAAAUGUAACACGGAGUUUAUGAAAAAGGUUUGA